AUGGACGGCCUCUCUUUCCUAGACACAUACGUCGAGCGAGGUCAGAGUAACGCGACACUGAAGGUAGUCCUUCCCCACGGAGAGGUCCGCGAAAUCUCGGAUUGCAUCUGCCCGUUCAAGUUCUUGGACAAGUGUCCUUUACUGUACCAUGCAUUCGAGUACGGUUUCCAGAGUCGCCUGCAAGCCAGCCUUGAGGCUCCAUCCGAGUAUGCUAUCAUAUCGCUCCUCCGUUACUGCUACACCGGUAGCUAUCUUCCUCCACAAGCAGAGUAUGGACCUAUACUACUUCUCCCACACAUCGAGACAUACAAGAUCGCCGACGACUUCGAUGUUGCAGAGCUGCAGCUCCUUGCGCAUGGCAAUAUCUCGCUCCAGCUUGAGUUCGCCUGCUCUCUACCUGCUCCUCCACAAGACUUACUCGAGACUAUACGUUUCGUGUAUCGAUACUACGCCAGCCAACAGGCCCGCCGACAACAUGCUCUCGUUGACACACUCCUCAACUACUGCAUCUCAACUUUCCUGACCCAUAAGCUCGGAGAAGAGGUCGAGUUCCUCAAGAUCGCCGCCGAUCUUCCGGACUUUCGUCAGGACCUCUGUCGCACGAACAUGGAGCGCAAUUUCGAAGACGAGUGCGCACUGGAUAUCAUACGGUUAUGCCUUGACACCCUUCAAGCUCAGCCUUGCGUUCGCCCGACCGUCCUUGCUUCAAGGGACCUACCACAAGAGAUGAUCUGCGACGAUCCCGCAGAUAUUCCAUGCCAACCGCACUACCCACGUGGCGAUCUUCUGACUGCUAUAGAGUACGGAACCUAUCAAGAGGCGGGUCUGGAUAACAUGGUCGACUCCGUUACCGCUACCCUUGUGCACCGGCCCAAGGUCGCGCGGCGAGUUACCUUCGCGGAAGCCAAAAUCGGUUUGCAGUCCAGUUCAGACUCCAACUGCUCCGACAGCACUUCUAUGUUCAAGCCCCCUGGGAUAGCUACUAGCUUUCCAGCGCCUGCUUCCUUCAAUUGCCUUACCACGCAACCAGCAAACAACGAUGACUCCUCCGACGAGGAUCAGGGCUUCACGUUAGUCUCUCGACCGAAACCACACACCCUGGCUACGAUCGAUGAGCCGAUGUCCAGUCCUGAGAUAGUUCCUACCCCUGUUGUCAACAUUCUAGCUGCGAGCGGAACCGACUACUCCAGCGACGACGAGUGGGACAUGAUCUGA
Messenger RNA from Alternaria atra, 1215 nucleotides. RefSeq lists its product as uncharacterized. The transcript has 2 exons. Lineage: Eukaryota; Fungi; Ascomycota; Dothideomycetes; Pleosporales; Pleosporaceae. The record is from RefSeq and is a predicted model, not a curated record. The coding region runs from base 1 to 1215 and encodes 404 amino acids.